Heterocephalus glaber (naked mole-rat) is the source of this 849-nucleotide messenger RNA. It is a transcript of the gene Coa5, whose product is annotated as cytochrome c oxidase assembly factor 5. Gene Ontology annotation, biological process: mitochondrial respiratory chain complex IV assembly. Lineage: Eukaryota; Metazoa; Chordata; Mammalia; Rodentia; Bathyergidae. Gene Ontology annotation, cellular component: mitochondrion. The record is from RefSeq and is a predicted model, not a curated record.
ACACGUCACUUCCGUAACGCGCGAUGCCUCUCGGGACUCGUAGUCUUUCCUCCCGACAACCAAGGACCUGCUGGAAAUUACCUCAACGUCUUCCGGUUUCUUCGGCUGUGGGCGUCUCUUUCCCCCCAGCCAGGUGGUAGUGAUUGAGGACCAAGAAGGUCAAGGCGGCAGCGGGCGGGAGGCAUCGCCAUGCCCCGUUAUUACGAGGACAAGCCAGAGGGCGGCGCGUGCGCGGGUCUGAAGGAGGACCUGGGUGCAUGUCUGCUGCAGUCCGACUGUGUGCUCCAGGAAGGAAAAUCCCCUCGGGAGUGCUUGAAAGAAGGAUACUGCAAAGCUCUGAAAUACUCGUUUUUUGAGUGUAAAAGAUCAAUGUUGGAUGCCAGAUCAAGAUUCAGAGGAAGAAAAGGAUAUUGAUACCAUUUUGCUGAAGGCAAGAUGAAAACCAACAGAGGAUUUUCUCUGGUCAUUAAAGUAAAAAAGCCAAUAAUUUCUGCUGUUAUCUGUUUGGUCAGAUGAGUUUUCUCCAUACAACACUGGAAAAAACAGAUGAAUUCUAUUAAUAUGUAUAAGGGAAAUGUUUUUCCUGAUCUACAUUGUUUUUAGAAGAUUAAUUUAGGUAUACAGUUUUGAGGAUUGUCCUAAAGCACAAGAAAUGGUAAGGUUAUUUUCUAACUUGACUCUUUAAUCAAAUUAUAGUUUGUGUAUCAGGAAGCCACUAAUGUGACUGACAAAGUCAAUAAUAUAAAGCCCGUCGAGAUGAAGUUUAUUAGAAAAGUUUAGGAUAAAACUUUUUCUUUUAUUCAGUUUGUCCUGUUUGGUUUUAAAAUAAAUUAUGUUUUAUUUCUUGGA